Molecule: messenger RNA, 5282 nt
Organism: Dunckerocampus dactyliophorus (ringed pipefish)
Lineage: Eukaryota; Metazoa; Chordata; Actinopteri; Syngnathiformes; Syngnathidae
Gene: tbxas1
Product: thromboxane A synthase 1 (platelet)
Exons: 14
Coding region: 197-1825 (542 amino acids)
Molecular function (GO): iron ion binding; heme binding; oxidoreductase activity, acting on paired donors, with incorporation or reduction of molecular oxygen
Source: RefSeq, a predicted model, not a curated record
UACUUUAACUGAUAUACCCACAUUGGACACAGGAUGGCAGUGUUUUCCUGUAUUUCCCGUUCGCUUGCAAGCCAAUGACAAGACGAAGAAGACACAAUAAUAAAAAUCAAGUGAGGACGGAGGGACAUAACAAACACUGCCUGGCUGCUUGUGGUGGAGAACUGAUCGUGUUUUUUGUUUUUAAAAUAACGACGCCAUGGAGGUCGUAGUCGACCUCCUCAACAUACUCCACAUGCAGCCCAGUGGAGUAUCUGUGGCGCUCGGCCUCCUCUUCCUGGCUCUUCUAUACUGGUAUUCCAUCUACCCUUUUUCAGUCCUUGCUCGAUGUGGAAUCAAACAUCCAAAGACAGUUCCUUUUUUUGGAAACUUAUUCCUGUUUCGUCAGGGUUUUUUCCAUCCUCUGUCUGACCUCAUAAAGACGUAUGGCAGAGUUUGUGGAUACUAUUUGGGAAGGAGAGCAGUGGUGGUGGUAGCAGACCCUGACAUUCUCAGACAAGUGAUGGUGAGGGAGUUCAGCAGUUUUCCAAACCGAGGGACUAUUCGCUUUGCCAGCAAACCCAUGAGCGAUUGUCUGCUCAUGUUGAGGAAUGAACAGUGGAAGAGAGUUCGGAGUAUCCUGACCCCGUCCUUCAGUGCUGCCAAAAUGAAAGAGAUGGUUCCUCUCAUCCAAGCAGCCACGACUGCCCUGAUCGACAACUUAGAUGUCCAUGCUGAAUCAGGGGAGGCCUUUGACAUCCACAGGUGUUUCGGCUGCUUCACUAUGGACGUAAUCGGCAGCGUGGCGUUCGCAACGCAGGUGGACUCUCAGAACAACCCGGACGACCCGUUUGUCCGCCACGCUCAGAUGUUCUUCUCCUUUUCGUUCUUCAGGCCCAUCAUGAUGUUUUUUAUUGCUUUUCCGCACAUCGUGGCUCCUCUGGCGGGACUCAUUCCUAAUAAACGGCGCAGCCAAAUGAAUAACUUCUUCAUCAACAGCAUUCAGAGGAUCAUCAGACAGAGGGAGGAGCAGCCUCCUGAGCAGAGGCGUCGAGACUUCCUUCAGCUCAUGUUGGAUGCACGGGGCAGCAAGGAAUAUGACCCUUUGGAGCACUUUGACACAGUGAGCCCCGAGCAGCAAUCUGUUUCAAGCCCAGAGAAUAGUCUUCACGCUCGGGAUUUGCCCACCCGGCGUCCAUCCAAAAAACUGAUGACAGAAGAUGAGAUUGUCGGCCAAGCUUUCGUCUUCCUGCUGGCGGGCUACGAAACCAGUAGCAACACGCUAGGCUUCACCUGCUACCUCCUGGCACUUCACCCGGAGUGUCAGCGGCAAGUCCAAGAGGAGGUGGAUGACUUCUUUCGCAGACAUGAGUCACCCGACUACACCAAUGUCCAGGAGCUGAAAUAUUUAGAUAUGGUCGUAUGUGAAGCAUUGCGCCUCUAUCCCCCUGCAUUCAGGUUUGCGCGAGACAUUGAGCAGGACUGCAUGGUGAACGGCGUUUUGCUCCCUAAAGGAACUUCAUUGGAGAUCCCUGCUGGCUUCCUUCACUCCGACCCGGAGCACUGGCCCGAGCCCGAGAAAUUCAUCCCUGAGAGAUUCACUCCUGAGGCAAAAGCCAGUAGACACCCAUUUGUAUACCUGCCCUUUGGGGCCGGGCCACGCAACUGUGUGGGCAUGAGGCUCGCCCAGCUGGAGAUCAAGAUGGCUCUGGUUCGUCUUUUCCACAGGUUCACACUCCUAGUGUGCUCUGAAACAAAGGUUCCACUUGAGUUGAAGUCGUCGAGCACCCUCGGACCCAAAAAUGGCAUUUUUGUCAAGAUCACAAGAAGAGACAAGGGUGAAAUCUGAGUCUAAUGUCUUGCUCCAACCAAGAGUAAAUGAAGCACUCCUGGACCAUCAAUACAUUGUCUAACUGUACUUAAAAUGAGCCCCGACAGGGUAACUUCACAUGAUUGAUGUGUGGUUAAGUAGGUACUUUGAUGAUACCAAAAUAGUCACAACAGUGCAUGAUAUGCUGCUACACCUAGAAAAUGAUACAACACAAGUCGUGUUUGUAUUGUUCUGCACAUGUUCUUAACAAUGUCCAUAAGAAUAUAUUGGCAACAUCAUUGUAGGAGGAGGAAAUGGUUUCUAUCCUAAACCUGCAUUGGCAAUGUCAGCUAAUUCACAAUCACUACACAGUACUCUGACACAAAAGUAGGAUUUUGGUACAUUUUCCAUUCCUUUUCCUCCUUUACAUUAUCAUCUGCUCACUCAGAGCGUUCUAUGCUGUUGCUUUUAUAUAAAAAGGACAAAAAUUAACCCAAGAUGCACUGAGGAUAGAUUUGCACUUUUUUUUUUCACAAGAUCAAAAAGUUGUAAUGCACGAUUUUAACUAAUGACUGCAAAGGGAUUCUGCACUUAGUGUGGUGCGUAAAUGUGUGAUUUCACUCAUGAUUCAAAUGCUAUAGAAUAAAAAUGAAGUGAGUUUUAUGUCACUCUGUUUAACAUUUUUAAUUCGAAGUUUACAUGGCUACACGGUGAUAAUUAAACAUCAACAGCGUUCUUGCUGUUAUGCAGGAUGAAAACCAAACAUGUUUGGGCAAAAUUGCACACAUGUACCUGGUAAUCUGAUAUUUGAACUCAUCAGACUGCAGCUGAAAAUCAGCAGAUGCAAGUAGUUUUCAUGUUGAGUGUUUUCUACUCCAUCUCACCAAAACAUUUGGAAGACAAGAUCUUUGUAACCUCAUGAUAUCCAUGACUGUACAUACUUGACUUAAAGUUGCAUUCGUCCUAGAAUAAUGAAAAAAGAUGUUCUUAGGAAACACCUGGUUAACUUGUAAUGUUUACAGUACAGGGAAAACAAGAAAAUAGAACUUGCAUUUAAUCGACAUAUGACAGCAGCAUUUUGGUUACAUUCACAUUCCAGGAUUUUAUGUCCAAUUCGGAUUUUUUUGUUCACUUUACUUGUCAUUGUGAACGCAAAGUGUCCAGUAAGUGACGCGCCUGCGUAAAAGCACGUCACACGCAUUGCCUUGUGUUUACCGAAGUAAUUUGUGCUCUCCUUGUCCACCUCUGGGUGGAUGUCGGAGUUAGGAGUGGUGGAACAUUGCCGUCAGCCGCUUCAGACACGUUUAAAAAAAAAAAAAAAAAAAAAUUGGGAUGAUAAGUUUUGCCAACAUCGGUGAGUAGUGUAUCUUUACCCAAGUCUCUCACGGCAAAACAUGGCUUUCUGUGACAUAGGUUGGACAGUCGUCCUUCGUUUAUCGCAAAUUUGGAUUCAAUAUUAAUAAAAAAAAACAAAAACCUGUUUAUAACUUUCUAUAAUAUCUUAAGUAUUAUUAGAGGCCUGUUUCCAUGAAAUAACACCCCUCUAGUUACCUUUACACUCCUAUUAUUUGUUUACAUCACAUUGCACAGGCUAUGUCAUGGGUGAGCUAACUGUGGCCUGCGGGCCAUAACGGGCCCACCAAGUGUCUUAAACUGGCCCACCGGGGUAUUUCCACAUUCCUUUUUUAAACCUUAAUCAUGGAAAGUGUAGCCAGCAACAUGACUUGCUGUGCUAUUAUGGCACGCUUGAGUCGCCAAAAUAAUCAGAUGCAAUCUUUAGCUUGUACAAAAAGCCAUCCAAACAACACGUCAACACGCACGAUGCACAAAGUAACCUACCUCCUGCACCAUGUGGGCAUACAAAAAUAUCUAUGCACGAUACCCAUGUAAAAAAAAAAACACCCAUACUGUAUAUUCCUGCCGCAAGGCAUACUGGGUAGCUUGUGGUACUCUUCCUCCCAACAUUUUGCCGUUUGUGUCGCAUUUUUGCUAGGUUGCAGAAUAUGUUGAGGAGGCCGUCAGAGAAGUAAACAAGGAGUUAACAUUAGUUGUUGAUUCAAGUGAUGCGUUAACUUGCUGUGGAUGUGUUGUGUUUCCGUUUCUUUGCACCGUGAGCGAGUAUGUCUUUGUUUGAUGCCACCUACAGUAUACACAGAUGGCCCCUAUGCCAAAUUUUUUUAACCCCAUGUGGCCCGCGAGUCAAAAAGUUUUCCCACCCCUGGGUUAUGGUAUCAUUGAAGGGCCAUAAAAGACGGCCGCUGCUAGCAUAGCAAGCUACCGAGCUGACUAGUAGGCCUCUCCAAGUUACUUAUUCUAAACUUAUGGAAGUGUUUCAAACGGAGUGUGGAAGAAGGGCAAAGUAAGAAGCCGAAAAACUUACCACCUCCCCACGAAAAGGGAGGAUAUUUUUUCACUCUAUCAUGUCGCACAUGCCAGGCUGACUACAUGCGGUAUGAAGGCUCGAUUGGAUUUUGCAUGUUCUCCCCAUGUGGGCAUGGGUUUUCUCCGGGUACUCCGGUUUGCUCCCACAUUCCAAAAACAUGCAUGUUAGGUUAGCUGGAGACUCUAAAUUGUCCAUAGGUAUGAAUGUGAGUGUGAAUGGUUGUUUGUCUAUAUGUGCCCUGCAAUUGGCUGGCGACCAGUCCAGGGUGUACCCCGCUUCUCGCCCCAAGCCAGCUGGGAUAGGCUCCUGCAUAUCCCCGUGACCCUAAUUAGAAUAAGAGGCAUAGAGAAAAGAUGGAUGCAUUGUAAAACAUGAUUAAAAUGUUAUAAGAGUCAGUUUGCAGGUGAAAAAAGUCAUUUAACAAUGAACCAGAAAGUUUUAUGCUUUUUUUUUUUUUGACGAGGACGGGGACUUUGCACAUAUGUAGUAACAUUGGAAUUGGCAGUGGAGCCUAUGGAAGCCCGUUUCCGCCACUGAAAGAAAAAAAAAAUCUCAAUGGUAACUCAUAAUUAUGAGAUAAAAAGUCAAAAUUAUGAGAUAAGAAAAUCAUAUGUAGGAGAUACAAACUACAAGCGCAGUUUGUAUCUCAUAACUUUGACCUUUUAUCUUUUAACUGUCAAUUUUGACCUUUUAUCUCUUAAUUAUGACUUAUAUUGAAAUUUCGACAUUUUAUCUCAGAAUUUUGAGUUUUUAUCUCAUAAUUAUCUUAUAGUUAUGACAUUUUAUCUUAUUAUUUUGACUUUUUAUUUCAGGCUGUAAUUCUGAUCGGGAUAUUUUUUUUCUUUCAUUGGCGAAACGGGCUUGCAUAGGAGCCUUUCAAGUGGAAUACCUUAAUUGCGUAGAGGUUCCACUGUAGCUAAGUUUAUCCGUAUUUAUUAUGUAUUGUCGUUUUUGCAGUUUUAUCCCGCAGUAAUGUUUGAAGCGCUCCUCUUUAUUUUAAUAUGCAGUUGUAUCUGUUUAUUUUUUUUUUACCACUUUAAUCAUUGAAAUACAUUCUGACACGCAGUUAAGUGACAUCCCACUAUAAUAAAAGUGUGAACCCAUUAUAUUGCA